AUGGCAGAAGCUAAGACUCACUGGCUUGGAGCAGCCCUGUCUCUCAUCUCUUUAAUUUUCCUCCUCUCUGAGGCUGAAGCAGCUUCAUUUCAGAGAAACAAGCUGCUUCAGAAGGAACCAGAUAUCAGAUUGGAAAAUGUCCAAAGGUUUCCCAGUCCUGAAAUGAUCAGGGCUUUGGAGUACAUAGAAAAGCUCCGACAACAAGCUCACAAAGAAGAAAGCAGCCUAGACUACAAUCCCUACCAAGGUGUCUCUGUUCCCCUUCAGCAAAAAGAAAAUGGUGACUUGCCAGAAAGUGCAAGGCAUUCCCUGAGUGAAGAUGAGUGGAUGAAGAUAAUACUUGAAGCUUUGAGACAGGCUGAAAAUGAGCCCCAGUCAGCACCAAAAGAAAACAAGCCCUUUACCUUGAAUUCAGAAAAGAACUUUCCAGUGGACAUGCCUGACGAUUAUGAGACUCAACAGUGGCCGGAGAGAAAGCUCAAGCACAUGAGAUUCCCUCCUACAUAUGAAGAGAAUUCCAGGGACAACCCCUUUAAACGCACAAAUGAAAUAGUAGAGGAACAAUACACUCCUCAAAGCCUUGCUACGUUGGAAUCUGUCUUCCAAGAGCUGGGGAAACUGACGGGACCAAACAACCAGAAGCGUGAGAGGGUUGACGAGGAGCAAAAACUUUACACAGAUGAUGAAGAUGAUAUCUACAAGGCUAAUAACAUUGCCUAUGAAGAUGUGGUUGGGGGAGAAGAUUGGAACCCAGUAGAGGAAAAAAUAGAGAGUCAAACCCAGGAAGAGGUAAGAGACAACAAAGAGAAUAUAGAAAAAAAUGAACAAAUCAAUGAUGAAAUGAAGCGUUCAGGGCAGCUGGGCCUCCAGGAUGAAGAUUUCCAGAAAGAGAGUAAAGACCAACUCUCAGAUGAUGUCUCCAAAGUAAUUGCCUAUCUGAAAAGGUUAGUGAAUGUUGCGGGAAGUGGGAGGUCACAGAAUGGGGAAAACGGGGAAAGAGCAACCAGGCUUUUUGAGAAACCACUUGAUUCUCAAUCUAUUUAUCAGCUGAUUGAAAUCUCAAGGAAUUUACAAAUACCCCCUGAAGACUUAAUUGACAUGCUCAAAAUUGGAGAGAAGCCAAAUGUAUCAGUGGAACCAGAGCAGGAGCUUGAAAUUCCCCUUGACGCUGAAGACAUCUCAGAGGUUGACUUAGACCAUCCAGAUCUGUUCCAAAAUAAGAUGUUCUCCAAGAAUGGCUACCCCAAAACACCUGGUCGUGCUGUGGCAGAGGCUCUACCAGAUGGGCUCAGUGUUGAGGACAUUUUAAAUCUUUUAGGGAUGGAAAAUGCAGCAAAUCAAAAGCCUCCAUAUUUUCCCAAUCAGUAUAACCGAGAGAAGGUUCUGUCAAGACUCCCCUAUGGUCCUGGAAGGUCUAAAGCAAACCAACUUCCCAAAGCUGUCUGGAUGCCAGAUGUCGAAAACAAACAAAUGGCAUAUGAAAAGCUGAAUGACAAGGAUCAAGAAUUAGGAGAAUACUUGGCCAAGAUGCUAGUUAAAUAUCCUGAGAUCAUGAAUUCAAAUCAAGUGAAGCGAAUUCCUAGUCAAGGCUCAUCUGAAGAUGAUCUACAGGAAGAGAACCAAAUCGAGCAGGCCCUCAAAGAGCGUUUGAAUCAACACAGCUCUCAGGAGACUGACAAACUGGCCUUGGUAAGCAAAAGGCUCCCUGUGGGGUCCCUGAAGAGUGACGAUACCCCCAACAGACAGUACUUGGAUGAAGAUCUGCUAAUGAAAGUGCUGGAAUACCUCAACCAAGAAAAGGCAGAAAAGGGAAGGGAGCAUAUUGCUAAGAGAGCAAUGGAAAAUAUGUAA
Messenger RNA from Lagenorhynchus albirostris (white-beaked dolphin), 1851 nucleotides. RefSeq names its product secretogranin II (gene SCG2). The record is from RefSeq and is a predicted model, not a curated record. Lineage: Eukaryota; Metazoa; Chordata; Mammalia; Artiodactyla; Delphinidae. The transcript has a single exon. Bases 1 to 1851 code for a protein of 616 amino acids. Gene Ontology annotation, cellular component: secretory granule.